UGCGAAACCCAACAGCGAGGCGAAGAAGAAGGCGAGGAGGAGGAAGAAAGAAAAAAAAGGGGAAAAAUAAAAAGGAGAAGCGAAAAGGCAAAAAAGCGACUCCUGCCCGCCCGCCACCCGAUCCCCCCACUGCCCGGCCACCGGCGAUCGCCGCCGCCGCGGAUGCGAUGCGCUCCCCCUCCGGCGGCGGCAGCGUGGUGGCCCGCGCACGGUCUUGAGGGAUACGCCUCCGCGCGCUCCCCAUCCUGCGCUCCCGAGCCCGGGUCCGAGCUCGGCGGGCCCCGCGCCCUCGCCGACGACGCGGCGGGGCGGAGCGAAUUCGCCGGCAUGUGGCUCUUCUGGCGCACCAGGAACCGCUUCUCCCUCGAGGAGCUCCGGUAUCUAACAGAUCAGCUACAAAAGAUAUAUGUUGUCAAUGAAACUAAUAAGGAUUUUGUGAUUGAAGCAUUGAGGUCGAUCGCGGAACUUAUGAUAUAUGGUGACCAGCAUGAUCCUUCAUUUUUUGAAUAUUUUAUGGAGAAACAGAUCAUGGGUGAAUUUGCUCGUAUAUUAAGAAUCUCGAAGCUGUCGAGAGUGUCACUCCAGUUGCUACAGACAAUGGGUAUCAUGAUCCAAAAUCUAAGAAAUGAACAUUCAAUUUACUAUAUUUUUAGCAAUGAGCACAUCAACUUCUUGAUUACAUACCCAUUUGAUUUUCGAAUUGAUGAGAUGCUAUCAUACUACAUAUCUUUUCUACGGGCGAUAAGUGGGAAGUUGAACAAGAAUACAAUUUCUUUGCUUGUGAAGACAAAAAAUGAUGAAGUCACUUCCUUUCCUCUUUACGUUGAGGCCUUAAAGUUUGCUUUUCACGAGGAUAGCAUGAUUCGAGUUGCUAUACAGACCUUGACACUCAAUGUCUAUCAUGUUGGAGACGAAUCUGUUAACAGAUUCGUUUCCCGUGUGCCGCUAUCAGAUUAUUUUUCAGACAUAGUUCAGCAUUUCCAGAAGCAGUGCAUUGACCUGGAUAAGUUGGUUGCGCGUUCCUCGCGAAAUGCAAAUUCUUCUCUCCCAUUGUCCUCGAUUGAAGAUGCAAUUGUGCAAAUUGAAGACACACUGUAUUAUUUCAGUGAUGUUAUGUCGUCUGGUAUUCCUGAUCUUGAAAGGUUUAUCACUGAAAACAUCUUGCAAGUUUUGGUAUUUCGGCUCUUACUCCCAUCAUUGCAGAGGCAAAGCACAGAUUUGGACAUAAGUGUUACUACUUCCAUGUAUUUGCUUUGUUGUAUUCUCCACAUUUUUAAGAACAAGGACAUGGCAAGUACUGUCGCUGCUGCUCUUUUUCAUCAACCUAACUGCUCUGAUAGAAAGCAAGGGGCACCUAAUGGCUAUACCUCUGAGCAUGAUCAUUGCAUAUCUGAGGAGCAGUGCAGCAGUGCCUCUGCUGUUGAGCAAGCAAAUGAAGACAAGCCGACUUCUUUGUCUGCUGUUAGUUGGAAACACUUGCCCAAUCAUUCACUGCCAAGUGAUUGUUGCCAAGGCAACACACCAAGGGAACACUUGCUAUCCUAUAUCACAGGAGGAGAUGAUUCAGAGGCUUUGGGUUCAUUGUGCUUGUUUGCUACAUUAUUGCAGACAAAAGAGCUUGAUGAAUCAAUGCUGGAUGCACUUGGAAUCCUCCCUCAAAGAAAGCAGCAUAAGAAGCUUCUAUUGCAAGCUUUAGUAGGUGAAGACCUUGCUGAAAGACAGUUAUUUUCAUCAAGUAGCGGUCUAACUGAUGACAGUAUUUGUAGCGAUUUUGAUAUUUAUGUAAGGAAGCUUCAGGAUAAGUAUGGGCUACAGUGUCAUCAUCCACGACAAAUGACUUCCAAAGUUCACAGAUAUCAGGUGCUCGAUGCAUUAGUUGACCUUUUCUGCAGAUCGAAGGUAUCUGCAGAUGUUCGCUUGGUUGGUGGCUGGCUUUUCCGGCAACUGCUGCCUCAUGGGGAGGAAGAAUUCACAGCUUUUCAUCUAAGAAGAUUAAAGGAUUCACACAAGGAUUGUAGUGCAAAGCUUUCAGCAGAAUCUGAAGGAUGCUGGUGCGACAUGCUUCUUCCUAUUAUUAAAGAGGCUUGGAGAAAUUGCAAGAAAGCCAUUGAGGCAUCUUCACCACCAAAAGGAUCCAAGUCUAUCAUUGUACCCAUGGAUUUGUAUUCAUUUGGAGGUGAUUCUUCUAUUGCUAUCGCUGAGAGAGUCUAUGAGAUGGUUAAGGGUUUCGUGCUACAGCAUCAAGUUAUACUCUUCUGCAUUGGAGAAACUUUCACAGAUCAGCCUCCUAUUUACCCUUCAAUCGAUUUACCUGUAUAUAAUAGAGCAAAUGCUGCGGAUUUCUGUGGUCCGCCUAAACCUGGGGUUGAAGUCAAUUUAGUUGAUGCAGUUCCUUGUCGAAUAGCAUUUGAGAGGGGCAAAGAACGCCACUUCUGCUUUUUAGCCAUAUGUAAUGGAACUUCUGGGUGGAUUCUUCUUCUAGAAGAAUUAUCUCUCAAGCAAGAACGUGGAAUUGUCCGUGUCAUGGCUCCUUUGGCGGGAUCUGAUCCAAGAAUAGAUGAUAAGCAUGAGAAGUGGUUACAUCUACGCAUUCGUCCUUCUACACUUCCUUUUCUGGAUUCUGAAAAACAUAAAGGGAAGGCAAAGAAGUAUCUCGUUGAUGGGAGAUGGACCCUUGCUUUUAGUGAGGAGCGGUCCUGUAAGGCUGCAGAGACUAUGGUUAUCGAGGAGAUGCAGCUCCAGCAGGAUGCUGUUGGGAAACAAUUGCAGCCAUUGGUUGAACUCAACAUGCCUGAGGAUGGAUUGCAGCAUCCUCAGCCUUCAUCAGAUGAAACCCCUUCUGAUGACGGGUCAUGACUUGCUUAGAAAUUUCAUAAAGUGCAGUUGGUGAACUUCUCAAUCAUGAUGACAGGGCAACAAGUUGUCGCAAAGUGCAGUGCUGGAUAUCUAAACCAUUGCAACAGGAAAUCAAGUCAGGGGCAGGGCCACCUUUGUGAGUGAGUCAUCGAAUUUUGUACAUUACAACGGAAGAUUAGAGAUAUCUCCUUUUUAACACAUAGCUGUAGAUGUGAGCCAUCUUAAGUUGAACUAGCUGGAUAGGAUUCUUUGUACAAUAGUUUGUAUCUGUCGUUUGUCCCUUGUAACCUUAUAUAUACACAUCGACAAUCCAUUCUUUGAUAAGUUUCAGGGCAGAGUUGCGCUGUAUACACCAAAUGUUGAAAGAAGUUUGCAGAUAGUCAUACCUGAUGUCAAAACAAACCCUGCCUAUAGUAAUAAAAUUUGUGCUCCAUGAUGUUUCUUUGACAA
Molecule: messenger RNA, 3306 nt
Organism: Panicum virgatum (switchgrass)
Lineage: Eukaryota; Viridiplantae; Streptophyta; Magnoliopsida; Poales; Poaceae
Product: protein TRANSPARENT TESTA 9-like
Exons: 21
Coding region: 163-2856 (897 amino acids)
Biological process (GO): regulation of autophagosome maturation; endosomal transport; endosome to lysosome transport
Cellular component (GO): endolysosome membrane; late endosome
Source: RefSeq, a predicted model, not a curated record